Molecule: messenger RNA, 1252 nt
Organism: Dendrobium catenatum
Lineage: Eukaryota; Viridiplantae; Streptophyta; Magnoliopsida; Asparagales; Orchidaceae
Exons: 1
Coding region: 389-880 (163 amino acids)
Source: RefSeq, a predicted model, not a curated record
CCAUUCCAGAAUCGCGCGAGAGAGGUUUCCGGCGACGUCGCCGGCGAUAGGGAGCUUGGGUGGAAGGAAGGAGGGAUUUGAAGUAAUCAGCGUUCUGGAUUGGCGAGAGGCUAGUCGAACGGCUGAGUAGAACCCUGGGACCCUGAGAUGUCCUUGAUGGGAAACCCUCCUCUCGGUUCCGAGAGGAGGAAAAAAUUUCCAUCGGCGAGAGCAGCGGCAUCGAUCGCUGGAGAAGAGAUCCGCGCUUCAUCCGCCUGGAGAAACGAGAUAUAGCAAAAUCCCAUCCAUUGGUAAAAAUCAUUGAAGAUUUUGUUCGAGCAGAAUAGUUACAGCUUGAAGAUUCCGCCCUAUCUUCUGCUUGUUCCGCUAGGAUUUCAAUUCUGCUGCGAUGUCGGCGUCUGCGAUGAGUGGUGAGGCGGUGGGAGAAGAGGAGUUCGGAUUCGCGGAGUGCGAGUGUUGCGGGCUGACGGAGGAGUGCACGGCGGCCUACGUGGCGGCGGUGAGCGCGAGGUACGGCGGGAGGUGGAUCUGCGGGCUCUGCGCCGAGGCGGUGGGCGAGGAGAUCUGCCGGUCUGCAAAGCUGAUCUCGACGGAGGAGGCGUUGCAGCGACAAAUGAGUUUCUGCUUGAGUUUCCGAUCGGCGACUUCUCCGCCGACGGCGGAGACCGGCGAUCACCUAAUUGCCGUUGUUAGGCGGCUCAUCCGCCGUAGUCUCGACUCGCCACCCCGCCUUCUACUGUCUACCUCUCGCAGCACUUCCCGGAAGGUUCCCGCCGUAUCCGGCCAGACGGAAAACUGCUUGGCGACUAUUGGGGGUAAUUACCUCAGCGAUGUCGGAGAUGUCGAUCAUCUCGAGGUAAAGAGGUUGAACUUCAAUUAAUCUGUUGGCGGAAUCAAAAUUUGAAUGAAAAAACUCAUCAGAGAUUUUGAACAACCGGCUUAUAUCUACAACUACAAGAUAAUUUAUCAGUAGCUUUUCUCUAAUCAAUAAUUACUAAAAAAACAAAAAGAUGAAGCAUGAGGACAACCCAGAUCUUCCCACCGCUUCGGUUCAUGAAGAAAUUUGUCAAAAAUCUCAGAGGUAGGCUUUAAUCUUCAUUUUGUAUGGAAUCAGCAACUGUAAAAUAUCAAAAUUCCCUCACUGUUUUCAGAUUGUUGUUGGUAGUUGUUCAUCUGUCAUAUAAAUCUCUGUUCUAUUUUGUUCAUCGUUUUCCACAAAUGAAUUGCUACCCUGCUAUUGUUCUGCUUUGAA